AUGUUACCAGUUGGAAACAAGAAUGACUAUGAUAUGAAAAGAUUUCUUCGGGACGUACCCAUAAAUGUGUUCCGUCAAAUUUUGGAACAAAUUCCUCCGACAAUAGUUGAGAUAAUCUUGGAGGUGCCAGAGUUGAGACAAACUAUAAUAGACAUUUACUAUCUGAAUGAAAUACAUUUUAUUCUUGCACCUACGAAAAGACCACAUAGCAUCAACCUACCAGAAGAUGUAAAGAGGCUCGUUUGUAUUGAGAGUUACUACGAAAUAGAAGAAUUUUUGCUCAAGAACCCUGACAUUAAUCCAGCUAAGUGGGUUGUGGCAACGGGUGCAGAUUUUGAAUCUUUAAGAUCUCUUUUAAACAAGUUCAGACAAAGAGUGGUUCUUGCAGACUCUUUGGAGAUUAUAAUUGAAAGAUACGAGCCUUCGAAUGAUGAUUUAGAGCUUAUUUUGUCCUUCUCUAAUUUACGAACAUUGCAUUUUUCUAGGGCCAAGCUUAAUAAAUGCUUAAAAAGCUUGGACAAUAUUUCAAAAAGCAACUUGAAUCUGUUAGUUCUUUUAGGACAUCGAAUUGACUGUUGGAAUUGUAUCGGAUUGCCACAAACUCUUCGACAAUUGGACAUCUCUUGGAACGAACAUACUAAUGUCAAUACAAUUUCACUACCGCCCACAAUAUCACAUAUAUACUGGAAUCAGGCUGGAAUUACUAACACCAUCCUACAGAAGCAAGUAUUUCUGGAAACUUUGAAAGUCUUAAUGCUUACCUACAACAAUAUUUCGAAUUUCAACAUUUCUUUAUUACCUAGAAGUUUAGAGACCAUUGAUUUAUCAUACAACUUGAUUAAUGAAUUUGACGAAGGGUCUGAGUGGCCACCAAAUUUAAAAUCAAUAUUAUUAUCGAAUAACUUGAUCGAUGAUCUGGCGUUGAUGCUGCUCUCAAGAGCUCAAUGGCCGGAAACCUUGGAAGUAUUGAAAUUAGACAGCAAUCCUUUCACUGACAUAAGUGGUUUAGAGAAUCUACCAAAUAAAUUACAGUACCUUGAUGUAUCAUAUAAUCGUAUUAAAAGUUUUGAAACGGCUCAUAAUGGUCUCUUUAAGUUCCCUAGCGAUUUGAAAGAACUCAAUUUAUAUAAUAGCCAGGACCUAACGUUUAGUGACUCUGCAAGAGAUCCUUUCAAAAGACUCCAGUUUCCUCAAUUGACAAGCUUGAAUUUAAGCGAAUGCAAUCUUAUAGACUUAAGUUUCUUUGAGCUCCCGAACUCUCUUCAAAAACUUUCCUUAGCUGGCAACAAAAUUUCCAACCUUGCAACUUACAAUCUCAAAAUAAAUGGUCAUGACAUUUACAAUUGGAGCCAACUUACAAAUUUAAAGGAGCUAGAGCUUUAUUUCAAUAGAAUCCUUACUGUCGAUGGAUGGUGCCCCCCUCCAGGUUUGAAAAGACUCGACCUAAGACUCAAUGGAAUUACGUCAUUGACAUCACAAUUGUUCAAUAAGUCAAUCCAAUCUUUAGACUUAGGAGGGAACAAGAUUUCGUACAUUGAAGUCCUGGAACUUCCCACGUCACUUCGUGCACUUUGUUUGAAUGAUAAUGAUCUCUCUGGCAGCUUCAAAAUUUUCAAACCCAGCCAAAAUCUAGAAAGACUUGACUUAAGCGGGAAUCGUAUUCUGGAAUUAACCAUCCCAUAUCGCGGUGAUAUGAGAGCCUGUGAAGUAGAUCUUCUGGGGAAUAUAAUUUUAAAAGAUCAUUCUACGUCUGACAUUAAAGAUAAAGUUGCACAAUUCUAUUUCAAGCUAGAGGAAGGAUUAGGGUGCAAAGUAAAGAAACACAAGUUUAAUGUAAAUAGUUUACAUAUUUUAGAGUAA
Molecule: messenger RNA, 1860 nt
Organism: Priceomyces carsonii
Lineage: Eukaryota; Fungi; Ascomycota; Pichiomycetes; Serinales; Debaryomycetaceae
Product: leucine-rich repeat domain-containing protein
Exons: 1
Coding region: 1-1860 (619 amino acids)
Cellular component (GO): cytoplasm
Molecular function (GO): protein binding
Source: RefSeq, a predicted model, not a curated record